GCACAGAGGGGGGAAAACGUGACAGAAGCAGAACCAAUGGAUGAUGAGUGAUGGCAAAGCUGCCUCUUCAGAUCUAAAAUUUAAAACCCAGACUUUCUUUUGUGGGGUUUGCUGAUUGCCCUGAAGUUGCAAUCUAAGCUCGUUCCCGUAUUGAUCUAAGGUAAACUCUCUUCAUCUUCAGUGUUGUGUACUGUGUAUCGACUCAGCUUUUAAAGACCAAGUAAACUAUGUUUUAGAUUUUUUGACGGAGCUGUGAGGUGGGUUUGCCUCAAUUUCUGGUAUUUGGCUAGUUUGAAUGAAGACUUGUCAGAUAUUUAAGGGGAAUUCUGGUUUUGCGAGAGAUGUUUGAUUUUGUGAAGUAUUUGCAGUGAAAAAAUUUGAUGAAUUGCAGUUGUUUAGUCUACGGCUUAACUUGUAGUAGUGUCUGAGAUGAUUUCAGAAUUAUUUCUAUGUUGGGUAGACGUGAAUUUUGUGCUAGUACCAUAAAGUCAAUUUGAGGAUUAGGGGUUGUGUGCGUUGCUGUUGUUGAGUAGUAUUUUAGCAAGCGAAUUCUGAAUUCAGGGGGGUUGUGUGAGAUAAUUGUGGAGAGUCCAAUAUGAAUGAUAAAUGUUGGGUGAAUGAAAGGGAAAAGACCAUGAUAGAGUCAAUUUUGGGUACUGAAGCAGGCAACUACUUACUUUCAACUACGAAGAAUGUUUUGUCAGACUUGGUUUCCCCGGCAGGUGCCUUGGGUGUGCAGCCGGGCCUCUGCCAGCUUGCUGAAGGUUCCAAUUGGAACUAUGCCAUUUUUUGGCAGGUCUCAAGCUUAAAAUCUGGUGGGUCUGUUUUAGUUUGGGGCGAUGGGCAUUGCAAGAACCCAAAAGCUGGGUCUGGAAAUGUGAAUUCUUCUGGGCAGGGGAAAUCAGGAGUUGAGACGAAAGAGAAGAUGAAUAAACAGGUUCUUCAGAAGCUGCGUGCGUGCUUUCAUGGUUCCGAUGAGGAUAAUUAUUCAGCUCAAUUGAAUGAGGUUUCUGAUGUUGAGAUGUUGUAUCUAACCUCAAUGUACUUUACAUUUAGAUGUGAUUCAGCAUAUUACCUUGUUGAGUCAUUCAGGUCUGGUAGAGUAAUUUGGGCUUCAGAUAUGGUUCGUUGUCUUAAUCGUUACCAACUGAGGUCGUUUCUUGCUACAUCAGCUGGGCUCCAGACUCUGGUGUUCGUACCUUUGAAAUCUGGAGUUGUGGAACUAGGAUCUGUGAAAUCAAUCCCAGAAGAAAAUGAUAUAAUGGAGAGGGUCAAAACCAUAUUUGGGCUUUCUAACUCUUCUGAGACCAAGGCACUUCCAAAGAUAUUUGGGCAUGAACUAAGUCUUGGUAGUUCUAAGUCAAGAUCAAUUAGUAUUAACUUUUGCCCAAAGGUAGAAGAUGAAGACUUGGUUUUAGAGUCUUAUGAACUACAAGCAGUUGGUGGUAAACAAAUUUUCGGAAGUACUUCGAAUGGUUGUGACAGUAAGAAUAAGGAGGCGAAGCUGUUUCCUAACGCAAGUGCUGAUCAGCCUAAAGAUGACCCGUCACCUCCAAAUGAUGAUCGGAAACCUAGGAAGAGAGGAAGGAAGCCCGCCAAUGGGAGGGAAGAAGCACUGAAUCACGUGGAAGCAGAGCGACAGAGGAGGGAGAAGCUUAACCAGAGAUUCUAUGCAUUAAGAGCUGUUGUCCCUAACAUUUCUAAGAUGGACAAGGCCUCUCUACUUGGUGAUGCCAUUACAUAUAUCACAGAUCUCCAAAGGAAGAUCAUGGUUCUGGAAACAGAGAAGGAGCCGGUGAAAAAUAAGCAAACUUCGUUACCAGUGGCAGAGCUUGAUUUUCAGCCUAGACAGAACGAUGCAGUCGUGAGUGUGAGCUGCCCUGUGGAUUCUCAUCCAGUUUCCCAAGUCAUCAAAACAUUCAAGGAACAUCAAGUCACAGCUCAAGACUCGAACGUGUCGAUAGCAGAGAACAGGGUUAUACACACGUUCUCGAUUAGAACACAAACUGGUGCUGCAGAGCAGUUGAGAGAAAAACUUGUUUCAGCCCUCUCUAUAUGAAUAGAUUGUAUAAGUGUGUCUCUAAAGGUUCAUUUAAAAUGCAUCUCCUUGUAGAAUUGCUACGCUGUUUUCCUGGCUAACUGGUCAGUGUUCUCUGCCUGCAAUAAUCUUGUAAUCAUACUAUAGUCAUUAAUCAGCUAUUUAAUGAAAUCUGCAGACAUAGUGAUUCUUAUCGUUU
Molecule: messenger RNA, 2237 nt
Organism: Tripterygium wilfordii
Lineage: Eukaryota; Viridiplantae; Streptophyta; Magnoliopsida; Celastrales; Celastraceae
Product: transcription factor MTB3-like
Exons: 1
Coding region: 596-2059 (487 amino acids)
Biological process (GO): regulation of DNA-templated transcription
Cellular component (GO): nucleus
Molecular function (GO): protein dimerization activity; transcription cis-regulatory region binding; DNA-binding transcription factor activity
Source: RefSeq, a predicted model, not a curated record